CUUUCCUCCUCUCGCAGCAAAACCCUAGCUGUCGACCACCCCAGCUCGCCGCCGCCGCAGCGAGCUCCUCCCUCCACCACCGCAACCAUGGCGACCCAGAUCAGCAAGAAGAAGAAGUUUGUGAGCGACGGCGUGUUCUACGCCGAGCUGAACGAGAUGCUGACCCGGGAGCUGGCCGAGGACGGCUACUCCGGCGUGGAGGUGCGCGUGACCCCGAUGCGCACGGAGAUCAUCAUCCGGGCCACCAGGACCCAGAACGUGCUCGGCGAGAAGGGCCGCAGGAUCAGGGAGCUCACCUCCGUCGUCCAGAAGAGGUUCAACUUCCCCGAGAACGGCGUCGAGCUCUACGCCGAGAAGGUCGUCAACCGUGGCCUCUGCGCCAUCGCCCAGGCCGAGUCUCUCCGCUACAAGCUCCUCGGCGGCCUCGCCGUCCGCAGGGCUUGCUAUGGUGUUCUCCGCUUUGUUAUGGAGAGUGGUGCCAAGGGUUGUGAGGUCAUUGUGAGCGGCAAGCUCAGGGCUCAGAGGGCCAAGAGCAUGAAGUUCAAGGAUGGCUACAUGAUCUCAUCUGGUCAGCCAGUGAAUGAGUACAUCGAUGCUGCUGUGAGACACGUGCUUCUCAGACAGGGUGUUCUUGGUAUCAAGGUGAAGAUCAUGCUCGACUGGGAUCCCAAGGGCAAGCUUGGCCCGACCACCCCUCUGCCUGACCUUGUCACCAUCCACCCCCCGAAGGAGGAGGAUGAGCUUCGCCCUCCCACCCUGGUUGAGGUCUAAACACCCAAUCAUGAAAUGUUGCAUCUUUUUGGGGUCUUGGACAUGGCUGUCACUGUUCUCGGUCCUAGAUAGGUUUCUAUCCUUAUGAUAAGCAAGGGCUAUGCGACACUUUUAAUGGACAAAAGAUUCUAUGUAAUGGUGCUAUGUUAAUUUCGUUUAAAACUAAGUUUUGCCGAGACAAGUUACAUCCAUAUGUAUGCCAGAAGUCUUUGUUUGCUUAUCAGGCCUUGUUUGGCAGUUA
Molecule: messenger RNA, 1012 nt
Organism: Lolium rigidum
Lineage: Eukaryota; Viridiplantae; Streptophyta; Magnoliopsida; Poales; Poaceae
Product: 40S ribosomal protein S3-3
Exons: 5
Coding region: 88-771 (227 amino acids)
Biological process (GO): translation
Cellular component (GO): cytosolic small ribosomal subunit; nucleus
Molecular function (GO): structural constituent of ribosome; RNA binding
Source: RefSeq, a predicted model, not a curated record